AUGAACCCUUGUUGUGCAUUGGACAGAGCAUGCGAUAAUGGCAUUUUUCAUGUGACGCGAUCAUUUUUGCAUCUGAAUGGUUCUUGCAGCAGAUCGUGCCUCUUUCGUCAGAAAAUCUUGAAAAAAUUAUCCCGUUUAAUUGCAAGAGAACUUUUCAGCACUUCUGUCCAUACCGCAGAAUCGUCCUACCAGCACUACGGCGACCGGGCGUUUUAUGGAUAGAAAAAGCUGCAAGCACAGCGAGUUUGUCGUGCGGAACCUGCGUAACUGAUCCGCGUUGUGAUGCAGAAAUAGGAUGAACCAUUCGCCUCAUCGAUGCACGGUAUGAUUUGUUCGCAUGACAAAUCUGGCACAGCUGCUCUUUCUAGAUCUCCAUACCCCAGCCCACAGGUCCUCCGGCCCCGGCGCUGCGAUAGCGGGAACGAGCACGAACGAAGCAUUUCGGAUGCGGAAAUCGAUAUCGCAGUCAGCAAAGACCAUACAGAACAGGAUACAAUUAUGGAAAUGUGAAGCGAAGUUUUUUUUGAGGAAACUGACUUGUAUUCCUUAGUAGCAGAGAAGUUGUCUUCACAGAGAGACAACAACUUCUAGUUGCAGGUUUAUGCACCCACGAAAUAUAGUACUGCUAUUUGUCAGAGUACUUGAUCAAACUUCACGUUUUUUUCUCUCCAUAUUCGUACUUCAAGGUAAGUCAAAAUCCAAGAGUCAAAUUUGCUGGUCCCACAGUUUUGAAUUUGAUGUCGCGAUUCACUGUGUUGCAUUCACAUAAUCCUGCUCGCAUGACCACAGAUGUGGUGCUGGUGUGGUCACCAGCUGUGUAUUACUUCAAAAAAUGCAACGUACUAUCACACUGAAUAAAACAGCGAGAAGAAGACAAGAUCUGGAAGGGGCUGGAGGAAGUGAGACGGCAAGCGGCAAUAUCAAAAGGAAAAAUCCCCCCUCCCCAUAUCGAAAACGAAAUUUGUGAUGCUGUAUUUGAGUACACAAAUCGACUUGUAAUGCUAGAAGGCCAAGAGACGCAGCUCUGGCCUUGUUUGCAGGCAAUUUGUCAUGCUGUUUCCCACUUCCAGCUGCUCCCUGUCAUGCUGAAGAUGCAAGGCUUUCCCACGCCAACCAGCACUACAGUCCGCAUCUUUUCCAUUCUAGCAUGACAAAGCUGAUUUGUGACUACAUAUCUGCAUCACAAAUUUCUAGUUUGAGUAUGGGGUGGGGGGAUUUUUCACUUUGAUAGGCAAAGAUAGAAGAUGGUCGAGGGCGGAUGCUGGAAAAGAAGCUCGCGGAUAAAACGGUACAAAGUAGUUGCUUUGUCAUGCAGAAGACGCAUGGCAAAUUUAUUUGACAUGCGUACUUACGACCACACUGGUAGAAGUGCGUGCUGUAGAGCCUAACUGGUCUAAGAGUGACAUAGAAACUAAAUGUCAAAAAAUCCACCAGCUCACCCAGCGGCGCGCGCAGGACUAUUACGAGCGUAAGAUGCAAGUUACUUCUAUGCGGGCUUAUGGAAAAUGAAAUCUGUCGUUUCUGCAAAUGCGGUAAUUCGGUUCUUGCAAAUGACACACAGAGACUUCCCUUGAACAAAGUUGUGCAUCAAGUGUUUUAUCAUGCUGGCCCUCGAGUUCUUGUAGAAGGAGGAAGUUAGAAGUAGUAACAAAAUUAUACCUGCGAAGACCGUCACAUCACCCAUUUCCCUCCCAUACCCCAAACCUGGAGCACGGCAAAGCCAACACGCGGGCAGAGCUCAACUCGCUCCGCGCAAGUCAGGGCCGGAUGCGGAAGCAAGAAGCCCAAGAUAUCAAAUGCAAAAAUGUCUGGGUCUGGAAGAGUCAUGCUGUUUUUACAUGACACAGAAGGUCUGGCAUGGACGCUCCAGCAUCACAGGUGUUGAGAAGCUUCCGCGGUGCCGAAUCCGCAUGACAAAUCCCCUAUUUUGGUGACAGAAAGCGGGCAGCUUUUGCUGCCUAUGCAUGGGAGAUUUUUCUGUGUUCUGAAAUGCGCAUCACAAGUUUGUAUUGUUGCAGACCCAGACAUAUUUGCAAUCCAUACAAGACGCCUACCGACAAAAACAGGCGGCGGACCAGGCGAGAAAAUUGGCCAACGCCGAGCGGGUGCUCGCGCAGCAGCGAGAGCAGCUGGAGGCAAAACUGCGGAUCAAUCAAGAGCGGGUACAGUAGAAGAAGGAAGUCUUUGAUGAUGAUACAUAGUGCCAUCAAAGUUGUUUUGCAUGGCAGAUUUCGAUUUCCAUUCCUCGAAAACAAAGAGAAUUCAUCGUAGUGUAGUUGUACAACCACUGCGCAUGACAGAAGCAACUACUCAUGCAAGCGCUACAUCAGAAGCAGCUCGUUCGAAAAACGACGAAAAUAUAAACAGGCGGACAGAAUAUCGCGGGUAAAACAAGACCAAGAGGCCGCGAGGAGAAAGCAGGAAACGGAGUGUGAAAUGAUGCAUACGAAAGUUGAACAAAUGCUCGUCGAUCGACUUUUUUUCUGCUUUCAGUUUUGUUGGAUCUUGCACAUUGGUUCGUUCGUAUAUCUGUUACGCGCGGCGAUGUGUAUCUAUGUGGUACGUUUCGACUUUCGAGUAGAUCGGAAGAUCGCAUGACAAACUGAAGGAAAAGUCAGACAUCGAGGGCGUUGUUGCACUUGCAUAUCCCACGCCCAAAUACCGCAACUGGAGGAGGAGGAGAUGCGCUGCCUGCAGAGAUUGCAGAACAGCAGUAGAAAUCAUAUACAUCAAUUCACGAUUUCGAUUUGAUACUGUUCGUCUCAUUCUCGCAUGACAGAUUUCAACUUGUAUGCUUCGACGCAAUGAAAAUCCUUUCUCUAUAAUUCAACAGGAAUCGUCACCCAAUCCGUGCUUUCGGAGCUGGAGGGCAGCCUUGGCGCGCGCAACCCCGUGACCAAUCUGCUGCGCGCGAAGGCGUUACGGACCCAAUCUGUGUUGGACGAGUCGCAGUUCGAUUUAAACGCAGUGGCGGAGGAGGAAGAACAUGAACACCACAUCGAACAAUCCGAGGCUGUUCCCCAGGAACAAGAGGUCGAAGGACAGCACUACCACUAUCGUAAGCAAAAAUCCCCCCUCCCCAUAUCGAAAGUGCAGCCAAAGAAAAUUUGCAAUGCUGAUGUGUGACCACGAAUCGUCUCUGUCUUGCGAGAAGGCAACCCCACAGGCUACGCCGGAUCAUGCAGGCGGUUGGUGAUGCUGCUCGGCUUACAGCAUGGACAUUCGUCACGCUCGGCGCGUACGUCAAAACUUCUCAGCUCAGGGCUUCCACACGCCUGCAGUCCGCUCCUGCGAGACAAAUCCGAUCUGUGUACGGAAGUCCAGCGUCAGAAACUUUGUUUCGAUAUGGGGACGGAGAUUUUUGCUUUUGAUAACCACAUAGAUAGCGACCAACUUCCUGCUGCGGCGAUCCCAGGCGCCGCGGCCGCAGCCAUGCCGCACCAGUUUCGGCCGGAUCCGCGAUAGUGCUGGUCGGCGGAAUUUUCUAGCUCCGACGUCGUCGGGAGGAAAAAAUUGGUUGCCGGGUGUGUGAUUCUGAUUUUCCUGCGCAGCAUAAUGCUUCUCCUCGAAUUAUGGAGAGCCAGUUUGCACGAUGAUGAUCACGAAAAGCUGCAAAAUAAUUAUACGCACUUCCUGCUUCUAUCAGAGAGAGUGACGUGUGUCACGAUUUUUGCGAUUGAGAGGACUCUUGAAUUCGAAUUGAC
This is a messenger RNA of Amoebophrya sp. A120, 3704 nucleotides long. NCBI's taxonomy places the organism in Eukaryota, Dinophyceae, Syndiniales, Amoebophryaceae. The record is from the annotation of a GenBank genome assembly.